ACCCCGGCCCCGGCCGGGCGCCAGCUCCGCGGCCGAGGCGGGACCGCGCUGCCGCCGGCGGCCGCCCGCACCGUGAUGACGGCGGUGCCGCUGGCCCACGAGGUGCUGGAGGGCAGCGGGGCUCGGCCGCCCCUGGUGAUCCUGCAUGGGCUCUUCGGCAGCCACGGCAACUUCCAGACGGUGGCCAAGGCAGUGGCGCGGCGCCGCGGCAGCAAGGUGCUGACACUGGAUGCCCGGAACCACGGAAACAGCCCCCACAGCCCGCUCAUGACCUAUGAAGUGAUGAGUUUGGACGUGCAGCACCUCCUGGCCCGCCUGGGCAUCACCAAGUGCAUCCUCCUGGGACACAGCAUGGGGGGCAAGACAGCCAUGACAGUGGCCCUGCAGCGGCCAGACCUGGUGGAGCGCUUGAUCUCUGUAGACGUUAGUCCCACCUCAACCACAGCUGUCUCUGAAUUCUCUGCCUACAUCUCUGCCAUGAAGUCAGUGAGCAUCCCCGAUGGUCUGCCACGCUCCACAGCCCGCCGGCUGGCUGAUGAUCAGCUGCGUCCAGUUGUCCAGUUGGCACAGCUGAGACAGUUCCUUCUCACCAACCUGGUGGAGGUGGAGGGCCGCUACAUCUGGCGAGUAAACCUGGAGGCUAUAUCCCAUCACUUGUCAGAUAUCAUGAACUUCCCUGUCUUCCACAAGCCGUAUCCAGGCCCGACACUUUUCUUGGGAGGAUCCAAGUCGCCCUAUAUCAGCCCCAAAGACUACCCGGAGAUUCAGCGUCUCUUCCCGAAGGCAGAUAUCCAGUUCAUUGAAGGUGCAGGCCACAUAGUCCAUCAAGAUAAGUUUGAAGAAUUCAUCACUGCUAUCCUUAAUUUCCUGCCACCACCAUAAAGCCAGGGACUAUGGUUUCUGUGAGCACCACGUGGGACCUGAGGAGCUCUGGGAGAUGAGGCAGGCCUCCUGGGCAGUGUGAGAAGAACCUUCCAACCCAUCACUCCCUUUGCAGUGUGAUCCUACCUGCAGAGCCAUCUCCCACUCCAGGUCAGAUAGAGCUGGAGUUGGAGCUGGGCCUUUCCCAGCCCUCUGAUCUUUCCUUGCCACCUCGCAGGGAUGCAGAAUGUCAGCAGCCUGAGCAUACAGUCCCAGGGGCUGUACUCAAGUGUCUGAGAUGUUAUAAGGGGGCAGAAGAGCUCUCAGGGAGGGUGCUCUGGUUUGCCAGAACAGCUUUGCCCUCUUGUGUUGGGGCCAGAAUGAUUUCCUGCUUCUGGACUGCCCAGUUGCAGAGCUGCCUGUGACUGUGCCGAACUUGCAAUAAAGCUGAAUCAAUAGUGAGGCAGAAAA
This is a messenger RNA of Rhea pennata, 1332 nucleotides long. RefSeq names its product abhydrolase domain containing 11 (gene ABHD11). Bases 76 to 882 code for a protein of 268 amino acids. Gene Ontology annotation, cellular component: mitochondrion. Gene Ontology annotation, molecular function: carboxylic ester hydrolase activity. The transcript is spliced from 6 exons. Lineage: Eukaryota; Metazoa; Chordata; Aves; Rheiformes; Rheidae. The record is from RefSeq and is a predicted model, not a curated record.